AUGACUUCAAUCACAUCCCAACCCACGCCCACACCCACACAACCAAACCCAUCGACAACGACCCCCUCAAAACGCAAAUCCCCCAACGAGACCAACACAUCCAAUCCCUCCGCAAAAGUCCUCCACUUCACCUCCCGCAACCCAGCCUGGACAUAUCUCAAACUCCAAUUAAUCACCCACCCCUCCUCAACAACCACACCCCUCGACCCUCUCACCGCAAAAACCCACCUCACCGCCGCCCUGUCCCAAUUCCUCGGCCUCACAGGCACAGCCAUCCCCCUCGACAUCCUGAAGACCGCGCCCGCGACAUCCCACGCGCAGACCGUCUGGGUCCGCGUCCCGCGCCCGGACGCGCCGGCCGUCGUCGCGGCGCUGAGUUCCUGGAUUGGGGGUGCGCAGGGGUCGGCGGCGCAGGCGGGGGGUGUGGCGUGGCGGGUGUGCGCGCGCGGCAAUUAUCUCGGUGCUGUGGUACGGGGGUCUGGGGCGGAGUUGUUUGUACCGUGA
Aspergillus clavatus NRRL 1 is the source of this 504-nucleotide messenger RNA. RefSeq lists its product as uncharacterized. The record is from RefSeq and is a predicted model, not a curated record. NCBI's taxonomy places the organism in Eukaryota, Fungi, Ascomycota, Eurotiomycetes, Eurotiales, Aspergillaceae. The transcript has 2 exons. Gene Ontology annotation, cellular component: ribonuclease MRP complex; nucleolar ribonuclease P complex. Gene Ontology annotation, molecular function: ribonuclease MRP activity. Gene Ontology annotation, biological process: intronic box C/D snoRNA processing; tRNA processing; nuclear-transcribed mRNA catabolic process, RNase MRP-dependent. Bases 1 to 504 code for a protein of 167 amino acids.